AUGUUGAUCCGAUGCAUUUUUGGUGUUUUGCUAGCAGCACAAUGCGUUCUGAUGAUCCCGGUGGAUAACGAUGUGGUUGGUGAGCCAGAAGUGGAAUGCGCUGGAGAAGCAAUUGGAAUCACCUUCAGAACGAAAAAUCCUUUUAACGGACGAUUGUAUGUGAAAGGUCGUUAUGACGAUGGCGAAUGCAGAAACGCUCUAAUCGGACGAACAUUUACAGCCAUAUCGCUACAAUUCGAGACAUGUGGCAUGACUCGACUCCGUUCAUUGAAUCCUCGUGGCAUUUUCACAUCGAUAGCUGUCGUAAUUUCAUUUCAUCCUCAGUUUGUCACCAAAGUUGACCGAGUGUAUAACAUUCAGUGUUUCUACAUGGAAGCCGAUAAAACCGUUAAUCAGCAAUUGCAGGUUGCUGAACUGAACACUGCAUUCAUUACGGCGACAGUACCGAUGCCUGUAUGUAGCUAUGAAAUCUUGAAUGGUGGACCAAACGGCGAACCUGUAUCAUACGCUAUUGUUGGACAGCAAGUUUAUCACAAAUGGACGUGCGACACAGAAACACAGAACACAUUCUGUAUGAUUGUGCAAUCGUGUUUCAUUGACGAUGGACGAGGAAACAAGGUGGAAAUGAUAAACGAGGAAGGGUGCGCCAUCGACAAACAUAUCAUCACAAACUUGGAAUAUCCCGAGGAUCUCGUUGCUGGACAGGAAGCACAUGUUUUCAAAUAUGCCGAUCGAUCAGCACUUUUCUUCCAAUGCCAAAUUUCAAUAUCACUUAAAGAACCAGGAGCAACCUGUCCACUGCCUUUAUGCGCACAGCCUUUGAGACAGAAAAGGUAUUGUUUAUAAUUUGCAAUUUCAUCGUUACGAGAUCGACUGACUCUAGCAGAGCAUACUGUUGAUGUGAGAUCACGAGAGAUUGAAAUGCUCGAUGUAUUCGAUAUCCUGCCGCAAUCAGAAACACCUCUUGGAGUACGCAAUCAAACCACAUCACAUUAUCUUUCUAGAAAUAUGCGAGCAUCCAUAUGC
This is a messenger RNA of Anisakis simplex (herring worm), 1026 nucleotides long. The record is from the annotation of a GenBank genome assembly. NCBI's taxonomy places the organism in Eukaryota, Metazoa, Nematoda, Chromadorea, Rhabditida, Anisakidae.